Pipra filicauda (Wire-tailed manakin) is the source of this 5023-nucleotide messenger RNA. It is a transcript of the gene DPP7, whose product is annotated as dipeptidyl peptidase 7. Gene Ontology annotation, molecular function: serine-type exopeptidase activity; dipeptidyl-peptidase activity. The record is from RefSeq and is a predicted model, not a curated record. The transcript is spliced from 13 exons. Gene Ontology annotation, cellular component: vesicle. The coding region runs from base 17 to 1495 and encodes 492 amino acids. Gene Ontology annotation, biological process: proteolysis. Lineage: Eukaryota; Metazoa; Chordata; Aves; Passeriformes; Pipridae.
UGCGGGUGCCGUGAGGAUGUUUCGGUCGCUGCUGCUCCCGCUCCUGCUUCUGCUCCCACCCGCCAGCGCCGCUCCUGCUGCCCGGGCGGUGUGGCCCGGCCUGGAGGAGCGGCUUUAUCCGCAGGUGCGGGACCACUUCAGCUUCGAGACCCGAGGCAACGAGACCUUCCCACAGCGGUACCUGGUGUCGGCAAAGUUCUGGAAGAAAGGAUUUGGACCCAUCUUUUUUUAUGCUGGCAAUGAAGGUGACAUCUGGACUUUUGCUCAGAACUCUGACUUUAUAUUUGAAUUAGCAGAGGAACAGCAAGCACUUGUCAUUUUUGCUGAACAUAGAUACUAUGGGAAGUCUCUUCCCUUUGGACUUGAGUCAACACAGCUGAAGAAGACUGCUCUGCUCACCGUGGAACAAGCCCUUGCUGACUAUGCAGUGCUCAUUACUGAGCUUAAGCAGCAGUUUGGUGCUGCAAAUUGCCCUGUCAUUGCUUUUGGAGGCAGCUAUGGAGGAAUGCUGAGUGCUUACCUGAGGAUGAAAUACCCAAACAUUGUGGCUGGAGCACUAGCUGCCAGUGCUCCUCUGCUGUCUGUAGCUGGGCUUGGAGACUCCACCCAGUUCUUUAGAGAUGUCACCAUGGAUUUUCAGAAGUCCAGCCUAGGCUGUGUCACAGCUGUCCGCAAGGCCUUCCAGCAGAUCAAGGACCUGUGCCUGAGUGGAGCCUAUGAUGAGAUCAGCAGCAAAAUGGCCACAUGCAGUAAGAUCUCUAACAAAGAGGAUGUUUACCAGCUAUUUGGGUUUGCUAGAAAUGCCUUCACCAUGAUGGCCAUGAUGAACUACCCUUACAAGACUGACUUCAUGGGUCACCUCCCUGCCAGUCCAGUGAAGGUCGGCUGUGAACAAAUUCUUGCCCACAGAGACCCAAUUCAAGGCUUGGCUGCUCUUGUUGGGGUGUUUUACAACUCUUCCGGCUUGGCACCAUGUUAUGACAUAUACCAGCUGUACCGGUCCUGUGCUGACCCCACGGGCUGUGGCAUCGGCUUGGAUGCGGAGGCUUGGGACUACCAGGUUUGCACCGAGAUCAACUUAACUUUCAACAGCAACAAUGUCACAGACAUGUUCCCCGAGAUGCCCUUCACAGAGGCCAUGCGGGAGCAGUACUGUUGGAACAAGUGGCACGUGAGGCCACGAACACACUGGUUGCAGACGAACUUUUGGGGAGGAGACCUGAGAAGUGCAAGCAACAUCAUUUUUUCAAAUGGAGACUUGGACCCGUGGGCUGGAGGUGGGAUAAACAGUAGCCUCAGCCCUUCACUGAUUGCACUGACCGUUAAAGGAGGUGCCCAUCACCUUGAUCUCCGGGGACGCAACCCAGCUGACCCGCCGUCGGUCACGGAAGUGCGCAGGCUGGAAGCCAAGAUCAUUGAUGGCUGGGUGAAAUCCGCGGGCAAGGAGUGGGCAUGGAAGCAGCACGUGGGAGCUGCAGCGGGCGGCCAGCUGUGAGCCCUCCAUCCCCACAGCUCCCAGGCAGUGCAGGUUCUGAGCCCCUCCAUCCCCACAGUCCCCUGGGUGGUGCAGCUGCCCCAGGACACAGCAGCCUGCUGAGCUGGGUCCAGGCCGGGUGGGACACUGUUCUCUCCUCUGCCAUGAUGGUGGAAAUUCCCCUUUCCAAAGUGUCCCACCUGCACCUCAUUGAGCAUCAAAAGAAAAGCAAAAGGCCAAAUCACUGACUUGCAGCCAAAACCACACUGUUUGGAGUCCAUGCUUGCCUGCUUGAAAUGAGCUGUUACAACGGGUAGGAAUAAGAAAAGCUUGCCUGGAAGGCCCAAGCACUAUCACAACUCUAAACAAGAUGGUUGCAUGAGGCACCUCAAGCUUGAAGCUAAAUUAUUUUGAGAGAAAAAGUAUUAGAAGACUAGUGGAAAAGCAGAGGUAUGGUCAUGACUGACACAGGGGGCUCCACUGGUGACCAGUUAUCUAAAAACGACUGUCAGCCUCAGCCAGGGCUAUGGGUUUGGGGUAUUUUGGUUUUAACUUGCCCAGGAGAUUCCAGUUGGCGAGAUGAAGAUUUACACAAACUAAUCCUGGUGUGCCAUGCUGCCACUCAAGGGCUGUGUAUUGGGGACCAGUAAAGCAGACUUCCACUGCGACAUUUUCAGAGCUUUUUAAAACAAAUUACAAGUUUAAUAAAGUGUGUGAUAUCAAAGUUUAUUAAAGUGUGUGAUAUAAUUCCAUGGCUUGGAACAUAUAAACGAAUGUAUAACCGAAGAAAAAAAGGGUUCCUUCUCGCCUUCCCAGGUGGAAUAAUGCAGUAACUCAUCCACAGAAACAUGGAUUCUUGCCUACUUGGAAUGACUAUGCACCAAUAAUUAGUAGCAAGCAUAAUUGUAAAUGGAUCAACUGAGGCAGCCAGUUGAUUACUAGGGUUUAAUAUUUUUGCAGUGAUUUUAUUACUUUAGUGGAGAGGCCUCCUGUGUCCCCACAGGUUUCCACUGCUUGUGCAGCACAGUCACAGCAGUGCCUCAGCUCUCUGACACUGCCCAAACAGGCUUUGUGUCAGUGUUUGCACUGAUGGGCCCUCCCUGGUCACCGGAGGGCUGUUUCCCAGAGCCACUGCUGGUAUUUCACACUGUUCAGGUGCUGACACAGGACCCACAUACCUCUGCCCUGUUCUUAAGAACAAAAGGCCGAAGCUUGUGCCCCACCCCCCACCCCAGAAAUGCAGGAGAGAGCAGGAACAGAUGGAUCCAUUCCUUUGUCAACUGCUUCAGAUAUGUGUAAAUGAAGGACAACAUGGAAGACACGAUUAGUCAACUCCAGUCCCCAAGAAAGCUGCUGUAAGCCUGCCAUUGGCACUACAUCUUCAGAAAGACCCAAAUCCUCUGUUCAUGCAGAUGAAAGCCCCCACUGGCCCUGCUCAGAGCUGCCACCAUCACUUCUGCUCCUGCUCAAGUUAGGCUUUGUGUUUGUUGCUCCAGCUGUGGCUUAUAAAAGGCUGCCACACCCAGCCUUACUGAGGUGCUGGACUCAUGUUCAUCCUCCAUGCUCAGAGUCCUCAAUGCGCUGGAAUUCAGAUUUGCUGUAUCCAGGCAUUAUUCAGGAUUAGCACCAAAAUAAAAAAAAAAAAAAAAAAAGCAGAGAGCAAGGAUUACAUCCUGCUAGUAUUCCCUUUCUAACAGUACCCUUAAGUCCCACAAGCAGGCACCCAGUGACACCAGCCCAGCAGUGCAUGAACACAGCCAGGCUCAGGGAGAGCCUUUUUGGGAAAUCACUGCAAGUCACCCCUGCAGUCAGGGUUGGGUUUGGGCUUUGGAGGGAAAGGAGGCCCAGGUGUCUGCUGACCUUCCAGAAGGGCAAGAGUUCUUUAAUCUCCUUAUACUGGACUACACUGAGCUCCUAUUUUCCUCUUACAGAUAGUUCUUGCCCCAAAGGAAUCCACUUAGCGUGAGGAACACCCGCUGAUUGAUAUGGAUGGAUGAAUAAAAGGCUUUCAGACACCAUGGCAAAGAGAUAAACAUGAUACAUAUGGACUUUCAGUACAGAUGAGCAGUGCUAAAAAAGAAACCAUGGCAGAAGUCUGAAGCCAGUGCCACCAACAUCCAUAAUGUGUUGAAGUCUUGGGCAAGCAAGCGUGGGAUGUAAGUGGAAAACCCUGGUUGUGUGGUGCUGUCUGAGCUGAAGGGAAGAACCACAGCCACAUAGCAGCAGUCACUGCUCAUGAGCAUCAUGGGAACACUGCUCCUGGCUCAACUUCAGGGCCACAAAAGGAAAAUGGGGUGCCAGCAGGAGUGACCCAGACCAGAUCAUGGCUGCAGCCCCUCCCCUAUGCUCAACAACCCAGUGGGGUUUUUGAACAAAGGCUCGUUUGUUCCAUCGUCACAUACCAACGUGGCGAGUGGGAGCAACGUGGGAACAUUACACAGAACAGGAACCCAGAUUUCAGUGGAAGCCUCCAGACUUGGACAGCAAUCUCCAGCAAUAUCACAGAGGCGAAAAAACCCCAAGCCCUUCUUACCAAAUCCAAAGUCAGAAAAAUCUUAAACUUUCUGUCGAAGCAACAAGCUUCAUGAAGCUACCCUGUCCUGUCCGUUUUACUGGUCUUGUUAAAUAUACUGAGUGUGGCACUGGAAAUCAGGAGCUGACUUCCCUGCAGGGCUAUUUCUAGGAGCGCACAGCUGAAGGGAAGUCCUAAAGUGCAGGAGAAAUUCACAAAACUGUAAAUGUGUUACUGCAAAAACCUUUCCUGUUCUUAUCCCUCAUCACUGCCAAUAUCACACUGGUAUGGAACUGGAAACAAGGUGUACUCUUUGUCUAGUAUUUGGAGGAGUAAAUACAGGUGUACCUGAACUUGGCAAAAUGCGAAACCUUGGAAUGCGAAAAUCCUGUUACUGGAAAGUCCUGUGAAACACGAGGGGGGCCUCUCAGCCAACACCAGGGACCUGGCAAAACUGCCAGUUUCUAUCACCUGUAAUGAGAAUUCAGCUUUCAGAAGUUCAGAGAUUAGAUGCUAACUGUGCCCCAUCCACCUGCUGAAUUUUCUUCAAGCAAACAGGUCUGUAUUUUUUUCCUAAGCUGUGGCUCAAAGCCCCAAGUAUGAGACUCCCAAGUCCUACAGCCACGCAGCUCUCUGUGGCUCUGCCAGUGCCCGGCUCUGUUCCUCAGUGAAAGCCCAAGGGAACAGUAGAGGCAGUGGGGCCAAGGGUUGUUUUAGUUUAAUUAGGCAGGCACUCUUGGAGAGAAACCACUGCAGCUCUUUGUGCAGAAGGACAGAAUCCCAGCUCAGUGGUGGCCUUUCCACAACAUUCCACUUCAGCCAGGAGCAUCCCAGUACACUGAAACAUCAGAGCGGGUUACGGACCAGGAAGUUCAGGCUUUGGAACAAGGAACCACAGAGUGCUCAAAGGGAAAACUUUUGAUUUUCUGUUGUGCUGGGGGAGCACAUCGUGGAACAGUGAUGGGCUGUGGAGCUCAGAGACUGACCUGACACAACAGUUUGUUAAGAAAGUAAAAAUAAAUUAGCAAUUAAAAUUA